ACUCACGGCUAAAGAAAAGAUAUAUAAAAGCAAAGGGUUGGCCCCCCAAAACGAAACCAGUCUCGUCGACAAACCCUAAACCCCAAAUUUCGAAGAAAAGAAAAUUCCGCAGGCAUGUCUUCCAGAGCCAGGGGUCCAAGGAAUCGUGAAAUCAAAGUGCUGCAGGCCGAAAAGCCUCUGUUAGUCCGGAAAAAGAAUAAGUCUGGGGGCACCAAGCCAAACCAACCAAAGAUAAUCCCUUCUCCGCUCAAAAAGGGCACCAAGUUGAAAGGACCGAAGAUUUCCACAUCUCCUCUCCACAAGGGCACCACGUCGAAAGGACCGAAGAUUUCCACUUCUCCUCUCCACAAGGGCACCAAGUCAGAGGAAUCCAAGUUAUCCGCUGCACCUUCCCCCUCGGGUGACAACAUUUGCCAUGUCUACAAAUAUUGGCCCAGAAUUCGUGACGGCAAGGCAGUAGAACCAGAGAUUUACACAGUGUCAGUGCCUGCUGAAUUGGACAUGGUCAAGCUGGUCAUAGCUCCAUUUCCUCGUGUUAAGCGUCCCGACUCCGAUUUUGUUGAUGAUGGUAGCGAUGUGGAACCCCUACUGUCACUCCCAGAAUUCGGAGAUUUUCCUACUUCUUCGCCGGAUAUAUUCUAUGGUCCUCGGUGAGCGGUGUGCGGUGAUGGUAACCUAGAGUUUGCUAUGGCCGUAUUUAUUCAACUUAUCUGUGAGACUAAUUUAGUACUGAAGACUAUUUUAGUAACUAAAAUGUUUGUGAGAAAAUUCUGCUAAUGGACAUAUGUAAAUGUUGACAUGUAAUGUAACAUGUCAUCUGGAACAUCAGUAUCCUUGUUUUGGAGUUCGGGAUGAUUGAGUUAUUAUUAUUAUUAUUUGUCUGUUAGUCCAUAA
Molecule: messenger RNA, 894 nt
Organism: Rosa rugosa (rugosa rose)
Lineage: Eukaryota; Viridiplantae; Streptophyta; Magnoliopsida; Rosales; Rosaceae
Exons: 12
Coding region: 115-654 (179 amino acids)
Source: RefSeq, a predicted model, not a curated record